UGGGGAGCAGCUCGAGGCCGAGUCCGAGGCUGGGAUGGCCUUUCAGGAGAGGACGUGGGAAUUUAUACUAAUAAUCAGUGGCUUUGGGGAGCGUAGGAUGGAGCUGGCCGGCGUUUUAGAGACCAGGAAUGGAGGAGAGCAACCCUCUUUUCCACCCUUAUUUGCUUUCUGGUGGGAUCUCGCGGCAGGUGUCCCUGGGACGGCGUUCUCCUAGGCUAGGCGACCAGGGCGGUGUCAAUGCACCCUCCAGCGGUGCGCGCAGGCGGGAGAAGCGGGAGGACGGCCCAGGGCAAGCGCGACAGUAAAGGCAGUGUCCCUACCACACCCCCACCCAGACCGGCCAAGCCGAGCUGGGUUUUGACGGAAAGCUUUCUCAGAGGAAGAGGAGGUGCGGUUGCACAGGACACUGUAGGGAGCCUGCGGGUGUGGAACUUUGCCAGGCGCACAGGAACGCACGCCCCUCCUGUCUGACAGCCUCCCGGGGCGCCAGGCUCCAGCGGCCCGCAGCCGGACACCUUCAGUUGUGUGGGCCGGACCCAGUCGCUAGGGUACCGGCCAGUCCUGGAAGGCGUAGAAGACGCGGAGCCGGGAGGGUGCGUUCCUAUACGCGAAGGGCCAGCUGGCCGCGCAGUCCCCGGAUCCCAGUUCGCACCCGGCAGGUCCCCACGGCACCUGCUGCGCCUUCCUUGCCGUUCCCCCAACCUCCAGCCUCCCCACCUCUGAAAACUGCCAGUCCUCUCCCACCCCCCGGCGCCCCUUUCCCUGGAACGUGCGGAGGCGGGAGAGGAGGAAGGCAGGAAGGGGGUGGGGAUGGUCCCAGCCUUCUCCGCCCGCCGGCCGCCACCCCCACGCCAACUCGGCAGCCGUCACGUGGUGCCUGGAGUGGGAGGUGGGGAGAAAAGGCGAGACUUUUGUGGGUGCUCCGGAUCGCCAGUAGUUCCUUCAGUCUCAGCCAUCAACUCCGGAGGCGCGGCGCUCGGCCCGGGAGCACGAGCGGGAGGAGCGGAGACCCGCAGCCGGGAGCCCGAGCGCGGGCGAUGCAGGAGCCGCGAGCGGCACCUGCGGCUCCUCUCAGCAAAGACCGUCGGCUUGGCGGCAGCAGCGCGGGCCCCAGCAGCAUCGGCAGCCACAGCCGCUGUGGCCGGGGCAGCCUCCGCUGCGGUCGCCUUCUCUGAUGCACCUGCCCGCUCCCGGCCCCGGGACUCCGAGAGAAUGUGGGUCCUAGGCAUCGCGGCAACUUUUUGCGGAUUGUUCUUGCUUCCAGGCCUUGCGCUGCAAAUCCAGUGCUACCAGUGUGAGGAAUUCCAGCUGAACAACGACUGCUCCUCCCCGGAGUUCAUCGUCAACUGCACGGUGAACGUUCAAGACAUGUGUCAGAAAGAAGUGAUGGAGCAAAGUGCCGGGAUCAUGUAUCGCAAGUCCUGUGCAUCAUCAGCCGCCUGUCUCAUCGCCUCUGCCGGGUACCAGUCCUUCUGCUCCCCAGGGAAACUGAACUCAGUGUGCAUCAGCUGCUGCAACACCCCUCUUUGCAACGGGCCAAGGCCCAAGAAAAGAGGCAGUUCUGCUUCCGCCCUCAGGCCAGGGCUCCCCACCACCAUCCUGCUCCUCAAAUUGGCCCUCUUCUCAGCCCACUGCUGAAGCUGAAGGAGAUGCCACCCGCUCCUGCAUUGUUCUUCCGGCCGUCCUUUUAUUCUGGGUAGGGAGCAGGAGUCCGUGUUCUCUUUUUGUUCCUUUGCAAAUAAUGAAAGAGCUCUGUGUAAAGCAUUUUUGUAAGCUCUAAAUGAAUUCGGGCUGACUGAAUUUUCAGUAUGUACUUGAAGGAAGGAGGUGGAAAGUCCACCCCUACGUCUGUGUAACCAGAGCCAAGGCCAGGCUGGCACAGCCAGCCCUUAGAAGUCACUGAGGUGGGCACU
Messenger RNA from Sapajus apella (tufted capuchin), 1913 nucleotides. It is a transcript of the gene LYPD1, whose product is annotated as LY6/PLAUR domain containing 1. Gene Ontology annotation, molecular function: acetylcholine receptor inhibitor activity. The record is from RefSeq and is a predicted model, not a curated record. Gene Ontology annotation, biological process: acetylcholine receptor signaling pathway. The transcript has 4 exons. The coding region runs from base 811 to 1638 and encodes 275 amino acids. NCBI's taxonomy places the organism in Eukaryota, Metazoa, Chordata, Mammalia, Primates, Cebidae.